UUUUUGUUUGUUUGUUUGUUUGUUUUUGUUUUUUUGGUUCUCCGUGUUAUAAACCAUUUUAUUUGGUAGAGGACAUUUAGUUAGCUUGUGAAAUGUGAUCAGGUAAUUACAGAAAGGACAGCAACAUUCAUAAACAUUCUUCAACCCGUCUGCCUAAUUCUUGUUUGUUUGUUUUAGUUUCCGUUUGCAAACAGCGAUAAAUAAACAAUGUACAACACUGCUGUGUUCUAUUCAGGCAGAGUGAAGGCAGCCUCUGAUUGCAAGCGAGGCCCUUGUUUUUCGAGCUGGGUGUGUUGAUAGCAGUAUUGAGGGAGGUUGUCAGUUUGCGGGAAUUUCCACUGUGCCAGCUGAUGAUGACCGAGGAGAGAAUUGCUGAAGCUGGAUUAGACGAGAGGGCAGCGCUAUCAGAGUGAGACUCAUAACCACAAGAAGAGAAACCUCGCAGUGGAUGCUGCACGGAGAAUGCGAUAUUCGUCACAGAAUUUAGCUUCCAAGGAGUGCCAAGCAGACCGGCAGCUAUACAGACUGGGUUACGGUACUGAAAACUUGUUAGUGUGGAAAAAAAUAAAUAAAACGGGAUCUAAAAAUUUAGGACGAGUUCAUUCAACAGGUACGAAGACAUAAGAAUCAGUCUGGUUUGUGAUGGAGUCGGGGACCGUGGUGCGCGCUCUGUUCCAGUUCCGCCCCAGCGUCUGCGAGGAGCUGCCACUCUACAACGAGCGCACGAGAGGACGAGGGCAGUUUCCCAGCACGUUCGUGGAGGCCGUUACCAUUCCCAGCACAAAACAGGGCGAGAAACUCUACGUCUGCAUCAGUGACUUCAAUGCACUAGAUGUUGGCAAUCUUCCCAUUAAAACAGGUGAUGUGGUAGUUGUUGAUGGUUCUGUGGACAGUAAUUGGCUGAAAGGGAGAAGCAGCUGGGGGUCCAAGGGGAUAUUCCCUUUAUCCUGUGUCAGAGAGCUUCAUCUCUCCUCCAGGUCCCGCAAAAUGUCCAAGAGGUCCGUAUCGGAGCUCCCGAGUUACGCCUUGGGCCAAGCCAGAGCCUUGCUGGGCCUGUCCGCUCAGUUAGAGGAAGAACUGGACUUUGUUGAAGGGGAUAUCAUAACAAUAAUUGGAAUUCCUGAACCAGGCUGGUUCGAGGGAGAACUUGAGGGGAGGAGAGGGAUAUUUCCAGAGGGAUUCGUGGAGCUUUUGGGUCCUUUGCAAGUUGCGGAGGACCGAGCAUGCCAAGAUGACUAUGACAACUACAGCGAAAGCGAUGUGACCACUGAAGUAUCACUGGGCCCAGAGGAAGGUGCAGGAGUUUAUGGAGUGGCUCUCUAUCACUUUAAGUCCAUGGAACCAGAGGAAUUGGAUUUUGAUGUAGGAGAUAGAAUACAGAUAGUCCGCACUUUGGAAGACGGCUGGUUGGAAGGCAAGGUCAAUGGCCGUAGAGGAAUAUUUCCCCAUAGGUUUGUAAAGAUUGAAGUAGGAGACAUAGAGCAGGGACAUGGAGAACCCAGCAGCAGAAACAAAGGUGAUUAUGAAAUGUAUUAUAACAAUAAUAAUGUGUAUCACUGGAGCGGGCAGGAAGAGCAUACCCAUUUACGAGAUGUGGAUUUCUUCAAUGGACAGCCUGCCCAUGAUACCAGUACUGUCAUGGCAAAACCAAAACCUGUAUCCUCUAGCUCAAAAGCGGGUCAUGAAUUUCGUGGAAACCAGACACAAAGCAGUUCUGAGAUUAGUGGUAUAGAUAAGGGUGCUUUGGGCACAAAAUACAGUAGAGAAGAAACUGCCACUGACAGUUACAAAGAAAACUCAAGAACAAGUCUGAUUAGUCUUGUCUCUUCAAAACCUGUACUUCCUCCCAGACCAAGUCUCCAUUCUUUAAGUAAUAGAUUGUACUGCAAUGUAUCAGAUGUCUCAACAGGCCACACAGCUGACAAUACUGACACAGAGGUUCCGCCAACACCAGCUACCAGAACACUAAGCUUAGCAACAAACAAUGGAAGCAGAGAUUCAAAGGCUGAGAUGCACAGUUUGCAUUGCAGUUGGUCUAAAGACUGUGAACACCCCUCAGAUGGAAAGAAUACAGUUUUCCAAGAUUUGGCCAGUUUGGUUGAGCAUCCAAAACAGAAGAAGAAACCUCGUUUCGCCAGUGUGGGUGAUGAUGAUCUGUUACCUUGCAGAGGAAGCCACGAUCCGACAGCAGGUUCAGGAAAAACAGAAUCCAAUGGCUUACCCGGAUCGAUAACUUUGGAUAGCUUUGCAAAUUCAGCAGCAGACUUGGAUUCAAAACUCUCAGAACAGCUUGCCCAAUUUGAAAAAAGUUUACCAGGUGCUAUACACAAGGAAAUAUCCAGGCAUUUUUCCAUCCUGGACUACAGCAGUGAAAAUGAUAUCAUGCGGGGUUCCCCCAACUCCCUGGAUCAGCAGGAAGCCACUUCUUCAUUGGAGAGAAGAAAAGCAUUGAGACCUCCACCUCCCAGACCUCGCAUUCUCAAAUCCGCGGUGGCACAAGCAGCUGCAGCCGAUUCAGAGGAUGAGCCGCGUGCUCCUGGUGAAAGUGGACCUUCUCGGUCUUCCUUCUCCUUCAAACCAUCCAGGCCAGCACCUCUGCCUCCGCAGCUAACGUCCAGGAGGGAUGCUGCAUCUCCAAAGCCACCACAGCAAACGAACGUUUACCAGAACACUGGUUGUGACAACAGAGACGCUUUUUCGGAGAAUGAAGAGCUUCAGAAUCAAU
Molecule: messenger RNA, 2725 nt
Organism: Polyodon spathula (Mississippi paddlefish)
Lineage: Eukaryota; Metazoa; Chordata; Actinopteri; Acipenseriformes; Polyodontidae
Product: dynamin-binding protein-like
Exons: 4
Molecular function (GO): protein binding
Source: RefSeq, a predicted model, not a curated record